CGCUGGCCCCUCCCCCCUUCCCCCUCGCUUUGAUCCUCGCAAGUUCUUUUUUCCUAAGGGGCAUAAUAGGGAGUUGGGUGCGGAGAUUUUAGUAGAAGACUAGAUUAAGGAAGGGAAAGGAUCUUAGGCCUAAACCGCACUCGCCAACCCCUACCAUGUUACAAAUGAGGAAACUGAGGCCCAGCGCCGUGAUCCCACAGAAGGAAAUGGAAAAGGAAAAGCCAUUUAAAUUGUUUUUACCACCAAGACUAAGUAGCAGUCAAGUGUCAGCAGUUAAACCUCAGACUGUAGGAGGAGACACUAAUUUUUUCAAGAGUUUUAACAAGAGUGUUGAAGAUGAUUUUGGUUUGCCUUUUGGAAUAACUAAACCAUCUAAACAUAGUGGAAACAUCGAUUCAGAUACAGUUCUGCAAAAAAUUAAUUUUUUGCCCACGAUUGAAGAGGUUGGUACCGAGCGCUCUAAUUUCUUGGAAGAACUAAAGAACCCUCAGUGUGAGACUUCAGAGCCAGUCAGAAGGAUUUAUUCAAAACUGUAUAAGGAAGCUGAAAAGAUUAAGAAGUGGAAGGUGAAUAUAGAAUUUGAACUGAACCAAAAAGAGAAGCAGUUACAGGAAAAUAGAAAGAUUAUUGAAGCACAGCGAAAAGCCAUUCAGGAGUUGCAGUUUGAAAAUGAGAAAGUAAGUUUGAAAUUAGAGGAUGGAAUUCAAGAAAAUAAAGAACUACUGAAAGAGAACAAUGCCACAAGACAUUUGUGUAAUCUGCUCAAAGAAACCUGUGCUAGGUCAGCAGAAAAGUCAAAGAAAUAUGAGUACGAAAGGGAAGAAACUAGACAACUAUAUUCAGAUCUAAAUAAUAAUAUUGAGAAAAUGAUACAAGCUUUUGAAGAGCUUCGAGUAGGAGCUGAAAGUUGCAGACAGGAAAUGCAUUUUAAGUUAAAGGAAGCAUGUGAAAAAAUUCAGCAACUUGAAGAAGAACAUGUAAAAGAAGUCCAUGAUAAGGAAAAGAAGGUAUCACUAUUAUUGAUACAGAAUGAUGAGAAAGAAAUGAAAAUUAAAGAUUUAAAAUCGCUGCUACAAGAAUACGAUGAUAAAGUUAAUCAAUUUCAAGAAAAAUUAAAAUGGCAAAAUGAAAACUUAAAAGAAUCCAAAGACCAACAGGAUCACUUGAUGUCAAAAUUAGAAGAAAUUAAAAUGUCUUUGCAAAAAAGUGAGAGUUCUCAGAAGAUAUUAGAGGAAGAAUUACAGACUGCAGGCAAAACAAUAAUUCAGCUUACAAGAGAAAAAGAAGCUCAAAUGGAAGAAAUGAGUGAAGCUAAGGUUACACAUUCAUCAGUCAUUGCUGAAUUUGAAACUACUAUUUCCAACUUGAAGGAAUUGUUGAGAAGAGAACAGCACAGAUUGGAGCAAAAUGAAGAACUGUUGAAAACUCUUACCUUGGAGCUACAGAAGAAAUCAAGUGAACUGGAAGACAUGAAACUAUGUGAAAAGGACAAAGAAAUACAACUUGAAGAAUUAAAAAGAACCUUGGAGGUAAAUCAAAGACUUUUAAGUGAAAAGAAGCAUUUAGAGACGAUUACUGAAAAACUGAAGGCAACAGAAAUAGAGCUAAAUGGGAUUCUGCAAGUCAGAGAGAAAGAAGUACAUGAUUUGGAAGCAAAAUUUAAUGAAGCUGCUGCAAAUGAACAAAAUUACUCACAACUGGUUGCCAGACUUAAAACUGAGCUUGAACAGGAGAGGCUAAAAAAUAUUGAAUUAACUGCAAAUUUCAACAAGCUCUCACUAGAAAACAAACAGAUGGCACAAGAAAGAAUGAUUACAACCUUAGAAUCCAAGAAACUGCAAGAAGAUAUUAAUGAUAACAAAAAGCAAGAAGAAAAGAUGAUGAAGCAAAUUGAAAAUCUAGAAGAAACUAAAAACCUAUUGAGGAAUGAAGUGGAUGCUGUGAAAGAGCAGUUAAAACGAAAAAGUGAAGAAGUUGAAAGUAAAUUGAGUGAAAGUGAAGAAAAUACCAGAAGUAUUGAAAGUGAAAUAUUGAAAAAAGAUAAGCAACUAAAGAUAUUAGAAAACAAGUUUAACAAUUUGAAAAAACAAAUGGAAAAUAAAAACAAAUCCUUUGAAGAACUACAGCAAGAGAAUAAAGCCUUAAAAAAGAAAAGUAUUGCAGAGAACAAACAGUUGAAUACCUAUGAGAUAAAGGUGAAUAAAUUAGAGUCAGAGCUAAAUGAUGCUAACAAAAAUUUUGAGGAAAUGACUGACAACUACCAAAAAGAAAUUGCUAACAAAAAGAUAUCAGAAGAAAAUCUUUUGGGAGAGGUUGAAAAAGCAAAGGCAAUAGCAGAUGAAGCUGUUAAACUACAAAAAGAAAUUGAUUUAAGAUGUCAGCAUAAAAUUGCUGAAAUGGUAGCACUUAUGGAAAAACAUAAGGAUCAAUAUGAUAAAAUAGUUGAAGAGAGAGAUACAGAAUUAGGACUGUAUAAGAGCAAAGAGCAAGAGCAGUCAUUGAAGAAAACAUCUUUGGAAAUCGAAGUAUCUAAUCUCAAAAGCAAACUUUCAUCUGUUGAGACUCAGCUUAAAAUAGAAACUGAGGAGAAAGAAAAACUUUUAAGAGAAGCAAAAGAGAAUAUGGCCUUGCUCAAGGAGAAAAAGGAUAAGAAAAUACAAACGUCUGUUUUGGCAAUUCCUGAAACCAGCAAGUGGAAAUUUGAUUCUGAAAUAGAUUCUUCAAAAAAUGCAUCAUUAAAUUUCAUGUCAGUUGAUCAUGUCCAAUCAAAAGAAAAAGAAGAAUCCUUUUGGACCCCUGCCAAAAAAUCCUUAUCUACACCAUCAUUAAAGGCAUACACUGUGAAGACACCAACAAAAAUGAAAAUACUGCAGAGUGAAAAGAAGAAUCCAUACAAGGAAGGAACAAUUAGAAAAAGAAAAAUGCUAUUUGAAUUUGAUACAAAUUCAGAUACUUCAGAUCACAUUGACCUUUUGAGCAUGGUUUCAGAUGAAGACGCAUUUCAAAAACUACACAAGGGUUAUCCUCAAGCUUCUUAUCAAAGUGUCACAACACCAAAGAAGAAUCACAGACCUUUAUCCUUAACAACUCCAGGAUCAGCAUUGAAAUUUGCAGCUAUGAGAAAAAUGCGAGAAGGUGGCUGGGCUGCAGUUUCUAAAAUGGACAGGAAAAAAAAAAUAAAGGAAGCAGAAAAGUUAUUUACUUAAAAUUUAGUUACAUAGUUGAAUUAAGUGGUGUAAUAACAUAAAAUUUGUUACCAUAGAUUUUAUUCUUCUUUUUUUGAUAGUUUAUAAUUUUCUAUUUAGGCUGUAGGUUUUCUAGAAAUAGUUUUAAGUUUAUUUUGCAUUUGCAUAAAGGAUUCAUUUCUUUAAUUUUCCUCUGCUAUAUUUUAGGCUCAAAUGUAAAUAAUUGCAUGUUACUUGAAAAGUUAUAACUGUAGUGAAGUUGUUGAAUGCUAUUGCUAUUAUCUUGAUUCAGAUUAUCAUUGCUAAAUGUUUUUAAAGAAGAUUGUUAACUGAAAUUUACUGUUGAUUUUUGUUUCAAACAGCAUUUAUUUUUAAGCUCCACUAUGAAACCAUUUUGGCCAUAAAUAAAUAGUUCUUAUUGGCCUGGUGAGGUCAGCCAAACAGUUAAUCUAACCCUUUUGAGAAUAGCAUUCUGGUUAAAGCUUUGACACAUUAGUACAAAGUUAGUUAUUGAAAUAUUAUUUUGUCAUGUACAAAAAUCUCUCACAUAAAUAAUCUCUAUAUAAUUAUAUACACAAAAAUCUUUCAUAUAAUAAUUUUUAUUUUUAGAUAUUUCUGAGAGAAUUUUGUGUAUAUGCAAGGAUUCUGAAUUCUCUUUUCCCUCUGUGCUAUUUCACUUAAUGAUCUCAUCAGCUUCCAUGAAUUCAAGUAUC
Molecule: messenger RNA, 3898 nt
Organism: Phascolarctos cinereus (koala)
Lineage: Eukaryota; Metazoa; Chordata; Mammalia; Diprotodontia; Phascolarctidae
Gene: SYCP1
Product: synaptonemal complex protein 1
Biological process (GO): synaptonemal complex assembly; meiotic DNA repair synthesis; chiasma assembly
Cellular component (GO): synaptonemal complex; central element; transverse filament
Molecular function (GO): double-stranded DNA binding
Source: RefSeq, a predicted model, not a curated record